AUAGCAACGGUUUGUUGAUAGCUGAGUGUCCGGAGUUCAUGGCAAUAUGAAACUCAAGCGGUUCCUUCUCAGGUAUUAUCCACCAGGUAUAAUCUUGGAAUAUGACAAAGGAGGAUAUUCGAGGACCAAAUCAAUCGACCUUUUGGAUUUGACUCCAGGAGCAAACCCAGACGAGCUGUUGGCAGAAAUCAGGCAAUCAGAGCCUCUGAUCACAGAGUCCAGGGCUGAACAGGUCAAACAGCUGAUCAUUCGACUUCAGCAGAAACAGGGCCAGCAGGACCACCACAGGUUCUGUUUCUCCAAGGAGCUUAAGGCACACAUACUCCCACUGACCAAUGUUGCCUUUGACAAAUCAGGGUCGAGGUUUAUAACUGGGAGCUAUGACAGGACAUGUCGAGUUUGGGACACAGCCUCAGGCACAGAGCUGCAUACUCUAGAGGGUCACAGAAACGUUGUGUAUGCAAUUGCCUUCAACAACCCCUAUGGAGACAAGAUUGCCACCGGCUCUUUUGAUAAGACCUGCAAACUGUGGUGUGCAGAGACGGGAAAAUGUUUUCAUACCUUUCGUGGACACAGGGCAGAAAUAGUGUGCCUGUCGUUCAACCCCCAGAGUACACUGGUGGCCACAGGCAGCAUGGAUGCCACUGCCAAGCUGUGGGAUGUGGAGACUGGAGAAGAGGUGGCCACUCUGACUGGUCACACUGCAGAGGUCCUCUCUCUGUGCUUUAACACAGUGGGUAACCAACUUGUCACUGGCUCCUUCGACCACACAGUAGCUAUAUGGGAUGUUGCUUCAAGACAACGUGUUCACACUCUGAUUGGUCACAGGGGGGAGAUCAGCAAUGUUCAGUUUAACUGGGAUUGCUCCCUCAUAGUCACAGGCUCCAUGGACAAAACCUGCAAGUUGUGGGAGGCCGUCAGUGGGAAGUGUGUGGCCACCCUAGUCGGACACAAAGAAGAGGUGCUAGAUGUGUGUUUUGAUUUAAGUGGUCACCUCAUUGCUACUGCCUCUGCUGAUGGUACAGCGCGAGUAUUCAGUGCAACCACACACCAGUGUCUCUUGAUCCUAGAGGGCCACGAUGGAGAGAUCUCCAAAAUCUGUUUCAGCCCCCAGGGCACCAGGGUCCUGACUGCCAGCUCAGACAAGACAGCUCGUCUGUGGGAUGUUCUGUCUGGAGCCUGCCUACAAGUUCUGGAGGGGCACACCGACGAGAUCUUCUCCUGUGUCUUCAACUAUGAGGGUGACACUAUCAUUACAGGCAGCAAGGAUAACACAUGCCGGAUCUGGUACUGACCCUUCCCUUCACCACGUAGUGGCUCAGGCAGACUAUACAUGAACACAACGAUCAAUUUGCAUUGCCCAGGUAUGGGCCUAUAAAAAAAAUCUGCAGUCACGUUGAGGUAAUAGUCUGGUGAGGUUAAAGGGGAUAACAAAUCAUCAUCACUUGGUUAUAUACUGUUUCCCUAAUGAUCCUCCUGUUACUGAAUCGGUUUGAAGCUCUGCUUGUUCCCUGACUCUACUUACUUCAUACUGUGGCUUGACCAGUAGACCUAGCUUUUUGCUGACCUGUUUGGUAACUCUCAAGUAAUUUGAAUUCUUCAACCACAUUUCUGGAAUAGCUUCACAUUUUGGGACAUAGGCUUUCUUGCUGCGCAUAUUACGAGAACAUUGAUUGACAUCACUGACUUUAACGUCUGUGCAUCAAUUUUAGACCUUAAGCAAGGAGCCAAUUAGCUUAGCUUAGCAUAAAGACUGGAAGAAGCGGGCCACAGCUAACCUGGCACUGUCCAAAGUUAUUAACACACUUCACAGUUACAGAACUUAAGGCUGCAAAACCAACAACUGUUUUUACAUUUCUGCUUGUGUCAGUGGCUCUUUCCCCCUGCCUAGUUAGUAGUUGCUAUGCUAGGCUCAAAUAGCAGCUGCAAACAUCCUUUUUGACACGAGAACAGUUGGAAAAGACAGUGAGCAAGUAAGCAUAUUUCCCAAAAUGCCAGACUAGUUCUUUGACGGUUAUUGGUAAAAUACUAUGUGAACCUGAUUUGUGAAGAUAACGGUUUCUAAAUGUGCGCUAGACUCUGCUGUACAUUCAGUACAUGCUGCAUCCACUGAAACCUUUGUAUUUAAUCAUAUACAUACCUGAGCAUUAUUGUAAAUGUUUGCCUAUUCCAUCUUCACAAGCCCAUUAUCAGCUAACAUAGGUAAUGUGAUGUUUUUGUUCCCACUGCCUUGUAUGUUUCUGUGAUGUGUACUAAGCAGUAUUAUCUGAAAGCACAAUACAUAAUGAUGAAUGUUUAUUCAGUAGCUUCCUAGCUGGUAUUCAAAUGUGACAAACCUCCCCAAAGAUCAUAUAGCUGUGGUUUUACAGUCUCACUUACAUGCGCUUUUGAGAGAACCAGGUAAUACUGAUGAGGAUAAAUGUGCUACUAAACAGUAUUCAGUUGUUUUUCUGCUGAAUGUUCUGAAUGAUCAAGACUGCUUGUAUUUCACAUCACAGAAAUUUAUUGAUGUCAAAAGAUAAAUACAUUCAGUUCUACCGUGACAGAGUUUA
This is a messenger RNA of Dicentrarchus labrax (European seabass), 2552 nucleotides long. It is a transcript of the gene daw1, whose product is annotated as dynein assembly factor with WDR repeat domains 1. Bases 47 to 1294 code for a protein of 415 amino acids. The record is from RefSeq and is a predicted model, not a curated record. Gene Ontology annotation, molecular function: protein binding. Lineage: Eukaryota; Metazoa; Chordata; Actinopteri; Moronidae. The transcript has 13 exons.